This is a messenger RNA of Salvelinus fontinalis (brook trout), 2833 nucleotides long. Its product is annotated as transcriptional adapter 1-like. Gene Ontology annotation, molecular function: transcription coactivator activity. The record is from RefSeq and is a predicted model, not a curated record. The transcript is spliced from 5 exons. Lineage: Eukaryota; Metazoa; Chordata; Actinopteri; Salmoniformes; Salmonidae. Bases 137 to 856 code for a protein of 239 amino acids. Gene Ontology annotation, biological process: regulation of transcription by RNA polymerase II. Gene Ontology annotation, cellular component: SAGA complex.
UUCCGAUAACAGAAAAAGAAGAUGCAGCCAAGGCGCGGAAUGAUUACGUCCAACACUUGUAUAGACGUCGUUAUGCCAGCCCAUGCUAUUGAGCUUGAAAUUGCCAAGAAACAUUUAACUGAAACAAUUGGUGAUAAUGUCAAACAUUCAUGUCCACAAUGACUUUCUCCUGGCCAUUCUCACGCGUUGUCAGAUAAUCGUCUCCACACCAGAGGGUGCUGGAUCUUUGCUGUGUGCAGGUAGCUCAGCUUCCAAGCCUGGCAAGCCUGCCAAAGGAAAAAAUAAGUUCUCCUUCAGACAGAAGAGUUGUUCUGUGUGUGACCUGUUGCGUGUCCAGCAUCGUUUCCAGCCCCAGAACCCUCUGAGUGCGGCCCAGGCCUUCAGCCUGCAGGAGGUUGGGAGUGAGGAGGAGGAGCUGAGACUUAGUGCCCACACCCUGUUGCUGCCAACCCGGGGCCAGCUGGAGGCCCGCAUGAUGGUCACCGCUUUUGAGCUGGGCCUGGACAACGUCACGGAGGACGCCGUCAGUACCAUGGUCCACGCAGUGGAGAGCCACCUGAAGGACAUGCUGACUGCUGUGGUGUCCAAGAGGAAGGCCUACCGGCUGCGUGAUGGACACUUCCCCUACGCCUUCGGCAGUGAUGUCACCCCCCCAGCCCUACUUGAAGAACAGCCUGGCAGCCUACCACAUUGUCACAGAUUGGUCCACCGAGGUGUGAUGCCCUCUCACACCAUGUAUGCCCUGAACAUGGACCGGAUCCUGUCCCGGCUGUGGCAUCCCGGUCAUGAGGAACUGGAGCGGGACCAUGUGCACCGCCAACGCCUCGCAGGGAUGAAUGGUCUGCUCGUCAGCUGAGACACACACAGACAGUCUGAUGGAUCGACAGGCAGAUUGUGGUGGGGGUAUGGCAGAGACAAAUGGAGAGUUUAACAAACAGUGUUGAGGCAUCCAUAUGGGCCCUAAACCCUGCCUUGAAGCAGAGCGAGAGGAUGAUAUCGAAGACUGGAUUUACACUCCACUACGUCUACUCCGUAGAGGCUCUGCAACCGCUUCGCCACGCACCACAACUUUGCACUAGUGUCAAUAACGUUUUCGAACGCUUGGUAGAGUGCAAACCCAGCCUAUGAUGCACACAGUAGAUCUGUGUUGAAGGCUCACAGAGCUGUGCUGUAAUGAAAAGGAAGGAAUGAAGGCCCAGUGUGGUGUGGUCACAGACAGCUUGUUAUGGCACUAACAUGUCUACACACGCGUGCACACACAGUGAUAUCUCUCCCAUAGCCUCUCUGACCCUCCUUUAAAUGCACCGUUAGUCAUGUUAAUACGUUUGAGGAUGGGUGCAUUUCUGACCUUCUGGUGGGUUUAUUUUGUCUGUUAAUUUGUUUGAUAAAAUAGUGUUACUUUUGUUGUAUUUCCCACGCCUCUGUGUACAAAUGUUGCAGCCCUAUUAUUGCGAUAUUGACAUGCUCUUGUAGAGUUAUGCCUGAGUAGUACACUUGGGUCCUUGUUCACUGUACUUUGUCAGAGCAAUGCAUGUAUUAGUAUGCAUGCAAAUAUGUAUGUGUGUGUAUAUAUUGUUUAUACAUGUUUUACACCUGCUUAAUAUCAAAGUCCACUUGCUCAAUAGUAAUUACUCUAGUAUUGUUGCCAUAUCUCAUUGUUACCAAUGACAUCUAUAGUGCCACCAACUGGUCUGGUGCAGCCAUCUAAGGUUGCAGUGACUUUAUGUUCACACAGCUUGUAAGGACAUAUACGUAAGGUUUACUUACCAAAUUAUAAGUUAUGGUGCCAUCUAGUGGUGUAGUGUGGCCGACUUUGAAUGCAGCAACUAAUCAUUGUCAAAUUCAUUAGGCUAAUUCAUUGACUUCAGAUUUGGUAUAUAGACUCAAUCUGACUUAAAGUUCAUGAAGAUGUUUUAAGUAUUAUUAGCAUAAGGACGUCCAUUAUAGCGAUGAUACGUUUCAAGUUGAUAGGCUACUUUGGAGUGGCUUUACAGUGGUUUAAAUGGACACGUCAAAUCUGAUUUUUGAUUUGCUAACUCUGCCAUCUUUUUACCAAUCCCUUUAGCUUUUCACAAACUAAGUUAAGAUGUAGCAUGGGCCAACAUUCCACAUUUGGUGUCAUGGUUCAUGAGAAGAUUUCUUUAUUUUUUUGAAUUUUUUCCACAUGUGCUAAUGUGCAUCUACUGGUAUAGUGUGGCCAUCUUUGAAUGCAUCAAUGUUAUUUUCUCAAACUGUAGGGACUGUUUUGAUGAUUCAAAAUACCACAUUCUGAGUGUAUCAGACUUUCAGUCCAGGUGAAGAUUAUUUUAUGAUUAUUUUAAUAAGCAUUAGUCUUACAUAGUCAAAGUGAAUUGUUAACUUUUUAAGAUAUCAAAGCCAAACUUAACAUGGUUCAUCAUGUUAAUGUAUUUGAUGACCCUACAAAGUUGAUAGGCCAUUGUGGAUUUACAAAGAUUUUAAAUGGACACGUAAAAUCUGAUUUCCUGAUUUAUCAAUAACUCAGCCAUCUCAUCACCAAUCCCUUAGUUUUUCUUGAACUAAGUUAAGAGAUGGUAUAAUUUGGAUUUAUGAUUCAUGAGUAGUUUUUCAAAGAUUUUCCAAAAUGUCCAAGAUGGAGGAAAAUCUAUCCUGAGGGACCGUAUGGGUCCUUGAGGCAAAUUUUUUCAGCAUGAGGAAAGACCUUUCAAGUCUCUAGGUCAAACGGGGCAGCGGAUAUGAGGGUUUGAGAUACUGAUUAUAACAGCACCACCUAUAGGCCAAUCUGUGCCAUUAUUUUUGACCAAGCUACUCAUGGGUUCUAGUUUCUGUGUGCCAAAUAAAUACAUUACCAAUU